Molecule: messenger RNA, 3087 nt
Organism: Otolemur garnettii (small-eared galago)
Lineage: Eukaryota; Metazoa; Chordata; Mammalia; Primates; Galagidae
Gene: PROM1
Product: prominin 1
Exons: 26
Coding region: 1-2523 (840 amino acids)
Cellular component (GO): cell surface; prominosome; apical plasma membrane
Molecular function (GO): cholesterol binding
Source: RefSeq, a predicted model, not a curated record
AUGGCGCUCAGGCUCACCCUCCUGCUGCUGCUGGGGCUGUGUGGGAACUCCAUUUCUGGAGGGCAGCAGUCGCCCACAGACCCUCCUGGGGUGUUGCAUUACGAAUGGCCUGAAGUGAAUUAUGAGACCCCAGACUCCUAUAAGGCUGGACCCAUUGGCAUCCUCUUCCAUAUGGUGCAGAACUUUCUCUACGUGGUGCAGCCUAAUCCUUUCCCUGAAGAGCAUCUCAGAAAAGUCAUAAAGAAGAUAUCUGAGCCCUCAAUUAAUUAUCAGAAGCCAGAAAAUAUACUCUUGAUUCUACAGAUCUUGAACUAUGAGAUCGGCAUCAUCGUGUGCAUCAUCCUGGGGCUGCUGUUCGUCGCUCUCAUGCCUCUGGCAGGAUUCUUCUUCUGCCUGUGCCGCUGCUGUAACAAAUGUGGUGGGAAAAUGCACCAGCGACAGAAGGAGAACGGGCCUUUCCUGAGGAAAGCCUUCGCCAUCUCCCUUCUGAUGAUCUGUACACUCAUAAGCAUCGGCAUUGUCUUCGCUUUUGUGGCCAACCACGAGGUGAGGACGCGGCUCAAAAGGACUCGGAAACUGGCGGACAGCAAUUUCAGAGACCUGCGAACUCUCAUGAAUGAAACCCCAGAGCAAAUCCGGUAUAUCCUGGGCCAGUACAACACCACCAAGGACAGGGCCAUCGCCGAUCUGAACAGUAUUAGUUCUUUGCUUGGAGGUGGAAUUCGUGAGCGACUAAGACCCGUGAUGAUCCCCGUUCUGGAUGAGAUUAAGUCCAUGGUCACAGCCAUCCAAGAGACCAAAAGGGCCCUGGAGAACAUGAACAGCAGCUUGCAGAGCCUGCGUGACAGGAGUGAGCAGCUUAGCAGCAACCUGACAGAUGUGAAAGAGAGUGUGGAGAGGGCGCUCGGCGACCCCGUGUGCUCUGUGCGACCAUCGAGCAACACCUGCGAUGACAUCAGGACGUCGCUGACCCGGCUAGAGACCAACCUCGACCUGGGGCAGCUUCCAUCUGUGAACAGAGAACUUGACAACGUUAACAAUGUUCUUGGAACCGAUUUGGAUGGCCUGGUCCAAAAGGGCUAUACAUCCUUUAAUGAUAUACCACGGGUGAUACAAGACCAGACCACGAAUGUUGUUGCAGAUGUCAAAAAUACCUUAAAUGCCAUCGGUCCCAAUGUUAACAAGGUAACUGAACAGCUUCCUAUUCAGGAUGCUUUGACCAAGUUCAUGGUUUAUAUCAACGACACUGAGAGUUAUCUCCACCGCAGUUUACACAAGUGGGAAGAGUACGACUCGUACUGGUGGCUGGGCGGCUUGGUCCUCUGCUCCUUGCUCACCCUCAUCGUGAUUUUCUACUACCUGGGCCUGCUGUGUGGCGUGUGUGGCUUCGACAGGCACGCCACCCCCACCAGCCGGGGCUGCGUCUCGCACACCGGAGGCGUCUUCCUCAUGGUUGGGGUUGGAUUAAGUUUCCUCUUUUGCUGGAUAUUCAUGAUCAUCGUGACUCUUACUUUUGUCAUUGGUGCAAAUAUGGAAAAAUUGAUCUGUGAACCUUACAAAAACGGGAAGUUAUUCCGGGUUUUGGACACACCCUACUUACUAGACGAGAACUGGGAAAACUAUCUCUCUGGUGUGAUAUUUAAUAAAUCAGAUAUUAAGAUCACUUUUGCACAAGUUUACAGUGACUGCAAGAAAAGCAGAGGUACUUACGCCACUCUGCACCUGGAGAAUCUCUUCAACCUCAGCAAACAUCUCAGCAUUAACGAGCAUACCGACAGUUUAAACGAUGAAUUUGAAAAUCUUAAUUUCCAAGUGGAUAUCGUCCUGCUGGACCAGGAUGGAAAAGCCAACCUUAAAGAUUUUGCUGGCUCUGGAAUAGACUCAGUGGACUAUGCCUCCUACUUGUCUCAGACUGGUAAAUCCCCUGCAAAAGUGAAUCUUUUAUCAUUUGCACGUGAUCUAGAAACAAAAGCAAACCAUCUGCCACCAGGAACUUUGAGGCAGUCCUUGAAAAGAGAUGCAGAAACUCUUAAAGUGAUUCAUCGCCAACAGGUUGUUCCAAUGGAGAAGUCUCAGGGCACUUUAAACCAAAGCAUCAAGGUCCUUCAACACAUAAGCGCUGGAUUAAGGGAGAAAAUAACCAGGAUUCUUGCCUCUUUGGAGUCUGCUCAGAACUUCAUCACCAACAACAUUUCCUCUGUUAUUAUUGAUGUCCGUGAGAAAAUGGCCUCCUGCAAGCCUGUGGCCACUGUGCUGGAUUCCGUUGUUAAUGUCUUUCUGUGUGGCUUUGUUGUCAAUCCUACGAAUUUGUUUUGGUUUGGCAUAGGAAAAGCUACUGUGUUUUUACUUCCGGCUCUAAUUUUUGCUGUAAAACUGGCCAAGUAUUAUCGUCGAAUGGAUUCAGAGGACGUGUAUGAUAGUUGUGUUGAAACAAUACCCAUGAAAAAUAUGGAAAAUGGUAAUAAUGGUUAUCAUAAAGACCGUUUACAUGGUAUUCACAACCCCGUUAUGACAAGCCCAUAACAUCAUUGACAGCUGAUGUUGAAAUUGUGUAAGCAUCAAGAUACUCAAAGUGGAAAAGACCACAGACUUUUGACAGUUUCUGGGCCUGCCAGGACUUUCCGAAGCCAGGAAGAAGGCCGGCGGCAACGUAGUGACUCAGGCGGGCACCAAGGAAAUGGCGCCAUUGGCCUCUGGGUAGUGCUUUGUUAGCGAUGUACAGAAUCACAUUAUAGUGCGUGUGUCCAUCACUCUUCAAGGAUGAUUCCCCCUCCCUCGUUUAUUUUUAUAUUUCCCUUUUUUACACUGGGUUUUUAUUGAGACACUACAACCUAUGGGGUGUUGGUUCCCAUGGGAUGCAUUUCCGUAUCCACCAGCUAGUCCAGUGUCACGGCUCAGCUUCUCACAUAUCGUCCUGUGUGGCACGUGCUAACACAGACCAGCUCACAGGAAAGAUGCAUUCUGUGUAUAGUAAAUAUUGUACAUACCUUUUGUUACCACAAUUGCAAUUUUUUAAACCAAUGAAUACUAUAGGAUUUUCUCCUAAAUGUACUUAACGAUUGGGUCAGUGUUGACUUACUGGUGCUG